AUGCAGGCACCCCCGACCGCCCCAGCACGGCAAUACACAUACCUCUUCCCCCCGCACCACCGCGACGCCGCCGACCUCCCCAGCACCAGCACCAGCAGCAGCACCCCCCGCACCGCGAGCGAAGCCGUCCCUGCAGAGGGCGCCGCCGAGGAGGAGCCCGAGCGCACGAUAUCCGACCACGCGCUGUACCUGCUGCUGAUGGUGGAGCGGCCGCUGUACGAGGACGUCUCGAGCUCCGACGGGUCGAGCUGCAGCGACGGCUCCAGCUCCAGCUCCAGCUCCGGCUCUGGCGGGGAGGAGAGCGGCGCGGACAAGGCUGCGGAAAGGCAGGGGCCGAAGCACGCAGCAGCCGCGACGAAGCCGUCGCUCAAGCGCGCGCUCAGGCCCGACGAGGCGCCGGAGAAGCGGGGGGGGAAGCGCAAGAAGGUGAGCUGGGCGAAGGUCGUGAAUGUAAGGCACUACCCCGAGGACUCGUAUCCUGAUGGGCGGCGGUUCGAGAGGAGGCAUCGGAGCAGAGGAGGGGGGGAGGAGGGGGCGGACGGAGGAGAGGGAGCGGAGGGGGGGUAG
This is a messenger RNA of Morchella sextelata, 567 nucleotides long. RefSeq lists its product as uncharacterized. The transcript has a single exon. The coding region runs from base 1 to 567 and encodes 188 amino acids. The record is from RefSeq and is a predicted model, not a curated record. NCBI's taxonomy places the organism in Eukaryota, Fungi, Ascomycota, Pezizomycetes, Pezizales, Morchellaceae.